CAUGGAGCUGUUGGCCCGUUCUACCUCGCGUGCUGGCAGUUGAAGCGUUCACGAACCAGCCAGAGCAACGGACUCGAACCGGUCACUCUCUGCGUCUCCGCCCUGGAACUUUACACACACACGACUAUUUAGAAGUUAUUUUUCACUGCAAACUCUGUAGCUGGCGUUCAGAUCCUCCCGGAGAGACUUUGUUUACAUAACUGACAAAUGUAGCAUACUUGGGUAGCCACACGGCGAAAGGACAACUCGUUAAUCUCUGCGGGUUUGUUAGAAACAUUGACGAAAAGAUUGACUAAAAGUGAAAAUUCCGAAGUAUCGACAUGACAGAGGAACUGGAGCAAAUUCUUUCACAGCUGACAGAACCUGACAAUGCCGUUAUUCAGCAGGCCACGGCCAAGCUGAAACAGGCUUUCAAAGAUCCAGCCAUUAUUCCAGCCCUGUGUGCUGUCAUGAGUGGUUCCCAAAACCCUCAGAUUCGCCAGUCAGCUGCAGUGAUGCUGAGAUUGAGAGUGAAGAAACACUGGAAGAAGAUCAGCCCUAAUGACAGAGAGAGCUUAAAGGCAGUGGUGUUGCAGGCCUUCAUGCAGGAAACAGAGCACUCAGUGCAGUACUCCAUCUCCCAGCUGUGUGCAGUUAUGGUUAAACAUGAGACACCAGAUCGCUGGCCUGCACUGCUGCAGCUUCUCAAUGAAUCCACCAAGAGCAGCAACCCUGAAGACAGACAGGUUGGCCUCCUGCUGCUUAAUAAGGUGAUGGAUUCCAAUCCUGAGCCUUUCAAGCCUCACUACUGUCAGCUGCUGCAGCUGUUUGGUACCGUGUUACAGGACCAUGAAAACCCAACAGCCUUGUACUACUGCAUCCUCACUCUCACAGCCAUCACUGCAUACACUGGCACAGACGAGAUGAACCAGAUGCGUUCUAUCAUCCCAAGUCUGAUUGUUGCUCUGAAACACCUCAUCAAGGCUGAUCAGAACCAAGCCAGUGAGGCUAUGGAGGUGUUUAAUGAGCUCAUGGAGAGUGAAGUAUCCAUCAUCGUCCCUCAUGUUACUGACAUUGUCAGAUUCUUCUUGGAGGUGGGCAGUGACACCACAUUGAGUGACUCCCUGCGAGUGAAAGCCCUCUCUUGCAUCGCCUUCCUCAUCAAGUUGAAGAGCAAGACAGUGAUAAAGCAGAAGCUGCUAAACCCCAUCCUACAGGCCGUUUUCCCUGUACUGAUAGCAGCUCCCCCACCUGGCGAGCAGGACCCAGAGGAUGAGGAGGAUGACACUGGAGAUGGCACAGACAAUGAAAAUACCAAACACUGUGCUGCUCAGAUUAUUGACACUAUGGCGCUUCAUAUGGCUCCAGAGAAACUGUUCCAGCAGCUAAUGCCCCUGACUCAGGCCUGCCUUGUCAGUGAAAACCCCUAUCAGAGGAAGGGGGCUAUCAUGUGUCUGGCUGUACUGGCUGAAGGAUGUGCAGACCACAUACGCACUAAGAUGCUGUCAUCUCUGCUGCAAACAGUAUGUCAGAGUCUUUCUGACAGUAGUCAGGUGGUGCGCAGUGCCGGCCUUUUUGCCCUUGGACAAUUCUCUGAACAUUUACAGCCUGAAGUGAGCAAGUACUGUGCAGAGCUGAUGCCUUUGCUGCUGGGCUACCUUUCGUCUUUAAAUGAGGCAAAGGUCGGCCACGUCACUAAAGCCUUUUACGCCCUCGAGAACUUCAUGGAGAACCUAGGAGCUGACAUCGAGCCCUACUUGCCCACCCUAAUGGAAACUAUGUUGUCUGCUCUCAACAACACUGACAACCUUAAGAUUAAAGAACUAGCUGUGUCUGCCAUUGGUGCCAUAGCCAAUGCUGCCAAGGAGCUGCUGGUUCCUUAUUUUUCUCCAGUGAUUGAAAGCUUAAAGGGCUUUCUGACUACCACCACAGAGGAAAUGAGGUCUCUGCAAACUCAGUCCUUGGACACUCUGUCUGUGUUGGCCCGUACCAUUGGCAAAGAUGUCUUCAGUCCUCUUGCUGCAGAAUGUGUUCAGCUGGGCCUUAACCUCACUGAUACCAUUGAUGAUCCUGACCUGAGACGCUGCACGUACGGUCUGUAUUCCGCUGUAUCCAUUUCCAGUCCCGACUGCCUGAUUCCUCACCUCCCUGCCAUAACAACUGUUAUGUUGCUCGCCCUGAAGUCCAAUGAAGGCAUCACGGCACACCUCGAGGAGGACAAAACAUUUGUACUGCUGGACGAUGACGAUGAUGACGACGACGACAAUGAAGAAGAAAAAGAUGGAGAUGAUUUUUUGGAAGAUGAGUCUGAGACAGAUGUCCAUGAUGUUGCAGGGUUCAGUGUGGAGAACGCCUACAUUGAUGAAAAGGAAGAUGCCUGCGACGCUCUGGGAGAGAUUGCCUUCAGCACUGGUGCUGCCUUCCAGCCCUUCCUGGAGUCCAGCUUCCAGCAGAUUUAUGAGAUGAGAGAUUUUCCCCACGAGGACGUCCGCAGGGCAGCAUUUGGAGCCAUGGGCAAGUUUUGUCGAGCUCAGCACAAAGUGUGGAAGGAGAAUCCCACUGAGGCCAACCACCAGGCCCUGUUGAAGCUGCUGGAAGUGGUGCUUCCUUGCUUUGUGGAAACAGUUCGAACAGAGCCUGAGCGCCUGGUUGUAAUGGGUGUCCUGGAAUCCAUGAACGGUGUCAUCAAGUCUUGCGAGGGGGAGGUUUUCAGAAAUCCAUCACGCCUUAAAGAGAUCAGCUAUGUUAUCCGCGAUGUGCUCAAGAAAAAGAUGGCUUGCCAGGAUGGUGGUGGCGAUGAAGCUGAAGAUGAAGACCAGCAGGCCGAGUAUGAUGCCAUGCUCCAGGAGUUUGCGGGGGAAGGAAUCCCCUUGGUGGCCUCUGCUGUUCCUGCUGACAGCUUUGCCCCUUUCCUCAAUGACCUGCUGCCUCUCAUCAUGGGCAAAACUAAAUCCACAGGCACGGUGGCAGAACGAUCCUUCUCUCUGGGUACGAUUGGAGAAAUCCUCCAAGCUCUAGUGACGGCCCCUGGAGGCCAAGGACUGGCAGGCCGACUGUCCAACCGUUUGCUCCCUGUGCUGGUGGCUGGAGUGAGGGACAGCGAUCCGGAGGUUCGGAACAACAGCGUGUUUGGACUGGGAUGCCUGGCUCAGGCUGCUGGACCCAUCGUUUUAACAGACUAUCCCAUGAUGCUGUCUGUGUUUUCCAACCUGCUGGUGAAGGAGUCAGACGCCAGGGUGAUUGACAACCUGUGUGGUGCCCUCUGCAGGAUGAUCCUGAGCAAUGUGGAAGCUGUCCCUCUGGAGCAGGUUGUACCUGCUCUAGCGGCUCGUCUUCCACUCAAAGAGGACAUGGAGGAGAACAAGACGGUGUUCAGCUGCCUGGCUUUGCUCUACACACACAGUCCUUCUCUGGUUGUGAAGGUAAUGAAGCAGAUAGUUGUUGCCUCCAGUCACGUCUUGGACCACAAGGAUGUUGAUAAAGAAACCCAGAACACUGCAGUUCUACUGAUGAAACAAUUUGCCCAGAACCACUGCGCAGAGUUCCAGGCAGCUGUGAGGCCUCUUCCAGCAGAGCAACAGGCCAAACUUAGUGCAGUCGUCACUGCCUCAUAACUCUCACACACCCUUCCACUCAGAAUUUUUAUACUGUAGGUGGAAAAAGGGACAGUUGUGUGUGAAGUUUCCCCUAAAAUGAUCUAAAUACAGCACUUGAACCAUUCUGCUCCGGUUAUUAUUAUAUUCAGCAGCUCUGCUUCUGACUAUUAACUUUUAAUUUGUUUGCUUAUGUGCAUGGUAUGUUGAAGUUUUAUUAUUUUACAAGUUCUGGUUUACCAUCCUGUGUAUUCUGUUUUGUUUUCUGUUAUUCCUGUAAAGUGCUACCAUUAAUUGUUACGCUGCCCCCUUUCCACUGUUUGGAAAGACCUCUGGCUUUACUAUCAGAGUGUGAAGCAAUUUAUUCUCCUGGUAAAUAUCAUUUUUCAUUACCAUCUACCAUUUUAAAUCAGCAGGCUGUGACCUGUGGAGUCCUAUGUGCUCUUUUCUAACAUUGCCUUAUUCAGAGAUUUCACUGCUGCUUAAAAAUUGACUUCUGCACCGAGCCAACGACCCGUAGAGCUCACUGACUAACUGGACAUAUGCUCAUUUGUUAUUAAAAACUGCGCUUACUUUA
This is a messenger RNA of Amphiprion ocellaris (clown anemonefish), 4149 nucleotides long. RefSeq names its product importin 4 (gene ipo4). The transcript has 30 exons. NCBI's taxonomy places the organism in Eukaryota, Metazoa, Chordata, Actinopteri, Pomacentridae. The record is from RefSeq and is a predicted model, not a curated record. Gene Ontology annotation, biological process: protein import into nucleus. Gene Ontology annotation, cellular component: nucleus; cytoplasm. Gene Ontology annotation, molecular function: nuclear import signal receptor activity; small GTPase binding. The coding region runs from base 321 to 3593 and encodes 1090 amino acids.